CGGCAGCCCUAAAUAUAUUUAUAAAACGAGAAAAUCCUUGCAAGAGUCUUUGUGGACUUAACUUGAGAAGUUAUCCUAUUAGAAUAAUGAAAAAAAAUAUGACAGUAAAUUAUUUCUAUAAUUUUGCAACUCGAAGCAGCCUUCUUCUUUAUGUCUCGAUAUUUACAUAUCAUAAAGUUAAAGGUCAGAGCCACAGCUGAGAAUUAGGAUGAAGUACAUAGGUGAUAAAAAGAUCAUAAUGUCAACGAUAGCAAGAUAAGCAACACAAAAUUUGACGAGCAGUAUAACGAAGAUGAUGCACAUCGCCUGGAAGGAGGAUAAAAAACACAAAAUUUGACGAGCAAUAAAAUGAGAGUAAUGCACAUUGCCUCACGUCCUAAUUUGCAAACCUUGAGUUUUUCCAUUGUUACCUAUCCGUGUCAGCUGAUUGCCUCUUCAAGCGGCGAAACAAUUGGCAUUGAUAGUCACUAAAUUUUAUCUCUGACUGAAACAUUCGUCGUUAGUGUAAAAAAGGUAGGAGUUGUCCUCAAUGUCAGUUGAAAAGUGACUAAAACUUCAAUUUGCAAAAGCGAGGUUAGAAACGACUCGCGGAAUCCAAAGAGGUCAAUCUACCAAUUUUUUAAGUGUUUAUUGAUAGCGGGAGUUUUAAAAGAGAAUCAAAGACCGGUAUUUUUCUUUCAUCAAUCUCAAAUAAUGAAACAACCGCUCGUGAAACUGACAAUCUUCAAAAAUCCAUUGGAGUCGGCUUGCACGAAACCAACAUGAUACUCUUGAAAAUAUUUUAAAGCUCAAAAGCUCUCGUCUUUUGACGGCACAAUGAAGUCAUCGGAGGAGCAGACUAAGGUUUCUUUCGAGGAGCCUCCCGAUACGAGCAAAAUCCGAUACGAAAAUGCCAGAAGAUCAACAUGUUCGCAGGUGGUGGUUAUGAUGGUCCUAAUUGGGCUGCUCCUCGACAUAGGUAUGCAGGCGUCCAUGCCAACGAUAGUCAUCGGUGCGCUUCACAGAAACCCAUCCGAACGCCUUAGCCUGAACGAUGAAGAAGCGUCGUGGUUUGGGAGUAUCCUGUCGUUCUCACACCCGAUCGGUGCCCUGAUCUCCGGAUUCCUCCAGGAGCGAUUCGGGCGGAGAGGCAGCAUGAUCCUGGUCAACAUCCCGACGUUGGCGGCCUGGACCACUCUUCACCUCGCCGAUUCCAUCUACCAACUCUACAUUGUGGCCGCCACUAUGGGAUUGUCCAUCGGGUUCCUUGAGGCGCCUCUCCACUCCUACAUCGGCGAAGUCGGUGAACCCCACUUCCGGGGCACCAUGUCCACCAUGGGCACCGCCGCGGCUCUUCUGGGCGUCCUCACCAUCCACAUGCUCGGGUACCUCGUCCGCUGGAGAACGGCCGCCCUUAUCAGCACUGCUGUUCCUCUUAUCACGAUCGUCUGCCUAACGCGGAUCCCGGAGUCACCAACGUGGCUAAUCAUGAACGGGCGCAUUAAAGAUGCGCAAAAAGCGCUUGGUUGGAUCAGAGGCUGGCUCAGGCCCGAGGCUGUUCAAAAGGAAUUUCAACAACUGUUGAACCACAUCGAGGCGGCGCCAAAGAUUCACCGUACACGAAGCAUCGAUAAUGAAACUUACCAAAUGGUCCCCACGGCUGAUUGUGAAGCUGAGUCCUCUCUACGUCCACCAGAAGAAAACAAAAGCUAUUUAAGAUCCAAGUAUGAAGAAUUAACCGACAAAAGACUGUACCGCCCACUUCGGAUGGUCUUCAUUGUGUUCUUCUUCACGAGCGCUACUGAACUAUCUGGAAUGCGGCCAUUCAUGGUUGGAAUCUUCAAAGAUUUUGGGUUUGCUAUUGACAGCCAGCUUCUUUUAGUAUUCAGCAUCGCCUUUUUUUUCGCGGGUGCGAUGCUAAACGUAGUACUCCUACGGCGGCUUGGCAAACGGAGAUUGACGUUGAUGUGUCAAGCGGUGGCUACUCUCUGCAUCCUUCUUCUGGGAACCUACACCACCCUUUUUAACAAAUCCAAUAGGAUCCCAAGUCUGGUCUGGAUCCCUGUCACACUGAUGUCUUGCAUCAAUUUCUGCGGUGGCUUUGCCAUAACGCUCAUCCCUUGGCAACUUUGUGCAGAGGUCUUCCCACUCAAGGGUCGAGGUACUGCACAGGGUCUCGCGGCAGCCUGGGCAUACUACGUGCGUUUUGUGAUGUCAAAGUCGCACUUGUAUUUAGAGAGAUGGAUCAAAUUAAAUGGAGUUUUCUUCCUCUACGGCGCUGUCGCAAUAAUUGCGUUUUUGUAUCACUUGCGAUAUCUGCCAGAGACUGAAGACAAAUCACUCGAGAAAAUCGAAUCCUAUUUUACUGAGGACCACGAUGAAGCAGAGAAAUUCUUGAAGCCCAAAAGUAGUAAUAAAUCCAGGUAACCUUUGCAGCAAGAGUAGACGUCUUGAUGGUGAAACCUAAAUGAUUUUCAGAUCAUGGACGGAGAGUUUUGGUCACAGGCAAUUUUAAAUUGUAUUCACUGUUUGUAAUGAUCCCUUUUUCUACUGAGUGGACGAUGUCUGUUUUAAAUCGAAUAAACCGUUUUUAUUUUUUUAA
Molecule: messenger RNA, 2581 nt
Organism: Bemisia tabaci
Lineage: Eukaryota; Metazoa; Arthropoda; Insecta; Hemiptera; Aleyrodidae
Product: facilitated trehalose transporter Tret1
Biological process (GO): transmembrane transport
Cellular component (GO): membrane
Molecular function (GO): transmembrane transporter activity
Source: RefSeq, a predicted model, not a curated record